Molecule: messenger RNA, 1233 nt
Organism: Brachypodium distachyon (stiff brome)
Lineage: Eukaryota; Viridiplantae; Streptophyta; Magnoliopsida; Poales; Poaceae
Product: pentatricopeptide repeat-containing protein At2g46050, mitochondrial
Exons: 2
Coding region: 1-1233 (410 amino acids)
Biological process (GO): RNA modification
Molecular function (GO): RNA binding; protein binding
Source: RefSeq, a predicted model, not a curated record
AUGUGGCCGCGCGGCCUUCUCUUGCGCCUCCUCCUCCGCGUCACCGCCGGCGCUACUGCCCUCCACGCCUGCGCGCGCAUCCAUCCGCUCCUCAUCAAGUCCGGCCACGCCUCGGACGCCCGCCUCGCUACCGCGCUAACCGACGCCUACGCCAAGUCUGCCCUCGUCAAACACGCUCGCAGGGUGUUCGACGAAACCCCGCGCAGGGACAUCGUGCUCUGGAACGUCAUGCUCUCCUGCUACUCCUCCCAGGGCCUCCUCCACCACUCAUGGGCCCUCUUCACCUCCAUGCAGAGGACCUCCGGCCUCUCCGGCGACGGCUUCACCUUUAGUGCCUUGCUCAGUGCCCGCGCUCCUUCGUCUGCCUGCAGCCAACACCUGGGGCUCCUGGCACAUGGCCUUGUUCUCAGGCUAGGCCUCCACUUGGACCUUGUCGUCGCCACUGCGCUCCUCGACAUGUAUGCAAAAUCCGGCCGAGUCACGGACGCUCGCCAGGUGUUUGAUGCCAUGCUGCUCAGGAGCACCGUCUCUUGGAAUGCCAUCAUUGUCUGCUAUGGCCACCAUGCUGGAGGCAGUGAAGCACUGCAGAUUUUUGUGUCCAUGCUCAGGAAUGAUGAUGGGUGCUGCUGCCAGCCCGAUGAGCUCACGCUUGCCAGCUUGCUUAGUUCCUGUGCCAACAUGGCGGCUGCCUAUGAGGCUACCCAGAUUCACGCUUAUGCCCUUAAAAGGGGCUUACAAGGAUUUUUGCAAGUAGCAAAUGCUCUCGUCAUGGCCUAUGGUAAGAAUGGCUUUCUUCAACAAGCAACCCAGACAUUUGCUACCCUCCAUAACCCCGACAUAGUUUCAUGGUCAUCCAUGGUUUCUUCCUUUGCCUACCUUGGGCGUGCCAAGAGUGCAAUCCAUGUGUUUGAGAGAAUGAUCCAACAAGGCGUGCGGCUUGAUGGCAUUGCAUUUCUUGGAGUUCUUUCUGCGUGCAGCCAUGCUGGGCUCAUUGAAGAUGGCUUAAAGUAUUUUCUUAUGAUGAUGGACUACAAAAUUGAUCCAUGUCCGCAGCAUUUUGUCUGUUUAGUUGAUCUUCUGGGGAGAGCUGGCAUGGUUCAGGAUGCCUACGACGUUUUAAUUAACAUCUCCUGCCAAACAAACAUUGAUGUUAUUGGAGCUUUCCUUGGGGCCUGCAAGACGCGAGGCAACAUUGAGUUGGCAAAGUGGGCUGCCGAUAGGAGCUUGGAGUGA